AUGGCGCGCCUGGCGGCGCUGCUCGCCGCCCUGGCGGCGGCGGCGGCCGCGGCGCAGGGGCCCAACAUGACGGAGUGGGAGGCGAAGAAGGCGGACGCGAAGGCGGCCGAGGACGCGGCCAAUGCCAAGGAGAAGAAGCAGGCUGCCGUGAACAAGCUCCUAACCAUGCUGUCCGACAUUCGGACCCAGGCGAUCACAGAAGGCGCGGAGGAAGCGAAGACCUACAGCCAGUUUGCGUGCUUCUGCAAGGACACGAUCGCGGCGAAGCAGGCGUCCAUCACCGCCGGGAAGGACGAGAAGGUCGCCCUCGAGAGCUCCAUCGCCGAGCUCGUCAGCGCACGCGACCAGCUGGACACCGACAUCGCCGGGUACCUGGAGGGCAUCGAGUCCACCAACGCUGAGGUCGAGGAGGCCAAGGCCGCGCGGAAGCAGGAGCUCGAGCUGUACCGCACCAACUCCGCCGACAUGAAGCACGCGCUGGAGGCCUUGGAGGGCGCCAUCACCUCGCUGAAGGCCUCGAAGCCGGAGCCUUCGAUGUUGCAGGUGCGCGACAUCGCUAAGACGCUUCGUACCGCCGCAGUCCUGGCGGACGCCCUGGGGCUGAUGAAGGACUCUGGGAAGGGUGGCCUGUCCGCCUUCCUGCAGCAGGGGCCGGAUGUGGAGAUGGAGAACUACAAGUUCCACUCCGACGAGAUCAUCGCGACGCUCGAGAAGCUGCAGAAAGACUUCACGGGCAAGCGCAACGAGAUCGACGAGGAGGAGGUCCGGGCCGCGAGCGCCCACGACGCGGCCAUGCAGGAGAAGGCCAACAAGCUCAAGGCCCUCAACCUCGACAUGGAGGACGCGAAGGGCACGAAGGCGGCCAAGGCGAAGAAGAUCGGCGAGGCGACCCAGCAGUUGACCACCACCUCUGCGGAGCUGCUGGACGACCAGCAGUACCUUGAGAAGCUGGCUGAGAUGUGCACGGACAAGAAGGCGACGUGGGACCAGCGCGCGCAGGCCCGCCAGGACGAGAUCUCUAUGCUCACCCAGGUGCUCGGCGUGAUCGGCGACGCAGUGGCCAACAAGACCACGGCCGCCACGGUGCGCUUCAGCCAGAAGGCCGUGUCCCUGAGGUUGGCCAAGCGGCUGGCGGCAUCGCCCGGCUUCAUGGAGGCCGCGGAGGCCGCCGCGGAGGCGGCCGAGGCGCCCAGCUUCCUGCAGAGGCGGCACGCCCCGCACACCGACGCGGAGAGGGCCGCGGCUGCGGCCAGGGGCCGCGAGGCCAUCAUUGACAUGCUGAAGAGCCAGGGACAGAAGCUGCGGAGCUCGGAGCUGAUGGCCCUCGCCACCCAGAUCGCGGGCGUAUCCUCGGCGGACCCAUUCGUCAAGGUCAAGCAGCUCAUCCAGGAGCUGAUCGAGCGCUUGCUCGCGCAGCAGUCCAACGAGGCCGACCAGAAGGCGUGGUGCGACAAGGCGACGUCCGCCGCCGAGCAGAAGCGGGGGUACGCGGCCGAGAAGAUCACGGAGCUGAACGCCCAGAUGGCGGGGUCCGAGGCCCUGCGCGACAAGCUCUCCGAGGAGCUGAGCGUGUUGUCCUCGGAGGUCGCGGAGCUCAAGGCCAAUCGCGAGAAGGCGGAGGCCAUUCGCGCAAAGGAGAAGGCCGAGAGCGAGGAGGCCAUUGCCGACGCGACGGCGGGGCUGGAGGCCGUCCAGAUGGCCAUGGACAUCAUGGACAAGUUCUACAGGACCCACGCCAAGAACGAGGUCGCCCUCGCGCAGCAGGGGCCUGCGGAUGACGCCCCAGAAGCUGGCUUCGGGAACUUCGAGGCGUACAAAGGCCUGCAGGGCGAGUCCACUGGCAUCCUUGGGAUGAUGGAGGUCCUGGAGUCCGACUUCCAGCGCACCAUCACCGAGACGAAGAAGUUCGAGGCGGAGGCCAAGCAGGAGCACCUGGAGUUUAUGAUCGAGACUGGCAAGUCGCUCGCAGAGAAGGAG
This is a messenger RNA of Prorocentrum cordatum, 1977 nucleotides long. The record is from the annotation of a GenBank genome assembly. NCBI's taxonomy places the organism in Eukaryota, Dinophyceae, Prorocentrales, Prorocentraceae.